AUGAUGCUCAUCAUCAGUCUUUCAAUAUCCAUCCUCUUCAUUCUAUGGUUUCUAUAUCAAAAUAAUAUAUUUGAUUGGCUAUGUUCAAUGAUUGUUACUUGUUCACAACGAUAUCGUUCCCACCGAUAUGCUAAGCGUAUAAUUUUAAUUCGACACGGUGAGAGCCAAGGCAAUCAAGAUUCGAAUAUUUAUGCAACAGUACCUGAUCAUGCUAUUGGUUUAACUGAAAAAGGACAAGCACAAGCACUCAAUUGCGGAAAUGAACUAAAAAAGCUUAUUGGAAAAAAUGAAACAAUAUUUUGUUAUGUUAGUCCAUUUCGUCGUUCAAGGCAAACAUGCGAACUAAUAUGUAAAGCGUUUCCAAACGAAAAUCUUGUUCAAAUUCGAGAAGAUCCACGUAUAAGAGAACAAGAAUGGGGAAAUCUUCAAAAUUUAGCCAGAAAAGAAAAAACAACAGCAGAGAGAAAAAUAAUUGGGCGAUUUUUUUAUCGAUUUGGAAAUGGUGAAUCAGGCGCUGAUGUAUAUGAUCGCGUUAGCUCAUUUAUGGACAGUUUAUAUCGUAAAAUGGAUUAUACUUUAAAACCAAACAAUAAUAUACUUAUUGUUAGUCAUGGCUUAUUUAUGAGAUUGUUCCUAAUGCGUUUCUAUCGUUGGUCAGUAGAGAAAUUUGAUACAUUGGAAAAUUUUGACAAUUGUGAUUAUUGUAUUUUGGAAAGAUGCGAUCAAAGUGGACGCUUUAUACUUAAAACAGAAUUAAAACUUUAUCCAGAAUAUAAAACAAUAGAAAACCUACAAAAUCUUCAUGAAGAAGUUACUCCAUCUAUACAUAUGGCAAAUAUCGAAAAAGAAGAGAAGAAAAAUGAUUAA
Messenger RNA from Rotaria socialis, 867 nucleotides. NCBI's taxonomy places the organism in Eukaryota, Metazoa, Rotifera, Eurotatoria, Philodinida, Philodinidae. The record is from the annotation of a GenBank genome assembly.